CCCGUUCCCACCGGAGAAAUCAGAUGACAAGCGGCCUCGUAUCUUUUGUUUCGGGGAAAUGGCGACGCUUAUUCGCUCGAGAGAUUCGCGUUUGAUGAUGGCGGAGAAAAGCGUCCGCGGCCGGCGAGGAAUGUCUUUUGAAAACGGGCAUGGUUGUACUUUUUUUUUUUUUUUUUUUUUGUCCUCUCUCUGGUUUAGGAUUACAGAAGGGGUGCCUGAACUUUUUGUCCCCAAGAUCUACUUUUCAAGCAGCUAACCUCGACCUUUUUUCUUGAGGGGGGGGUUGCGACCACGUCUCCGAACUGGCAAAGAAAAUGAAUGAAUGGAUGGAUGGAAGUAUGGACGUGGUACGUACAAUAUUAGCAUAUUAGCUUAUUGGAUUGAUAAGAGCGACUAUCUAUUGUUGCUAGUAGCUACUUGCUUCUUCCCAAUUAGUUAAUGUGUGACUUCAGCUAACAUAUAAAAAACAUUUGCUAAUUUGCUAGCUAGCCUGUUUUUAGAGGACGUAAAGAGUUAAUUUGAAGGGUGAAAACAAUAAAACAUGAGCAUGUUAGCUAAGUUUCUUUCUAUAAGUAAGCUACCUUUGUAAGUGACCAUAAACACGCAAAAUACUUUAGCAUGGUCGCUAAUUUUGAGGUCACUGAAGGCGUAAACACGCCUGACUUUGGUGCGGGGACGUCGGGAUCGAUUCCCACGGUGUCGCUAUGCACCGCGGGACUGAUUGGCGACCAGUUCAGGCCCUUGUCCGGCUUUCACCCGUUCUUAUCUGGGAUGCGCUGCGGCAGUCCCAUGAUCCUCGGGGUUGGGUUAAUGGACAAUUGACGUGGUCAGUAAUUUUCUAGAUGCAUGACUGUCGUAAAAGAGUGUAAAUUUGGAAAAAUCAAUCAGUUGACGUCGCUCCCUUGUGACCUCGUAUCUGGUCUUUGCGUCUGAUGUGAACUCGAGGCAGUCCUUUGUCCGCGACACAAUUGCACAGCCUCGGCGAGGACUCGACAGCGCGGACACUUUGCGAUGGCGGCGCAUUUUUACUUCUACGCGUCUUGGGGUCUGUCCGUGACCUUGGGCCUCCUGUGCGUGGUCCUGGUGGCCUUCUGGAACUCGCAUUGGCGCGGGGGGUUCGCCUGGGACGGAACCGAGGCCCAGUUCAACUGGCACCCCGUCCUCAUGAUCAGCGGACUGCUGGUCCUCUACGGCCUCGCUGCCGUCCUCUACCGUGUGCCUUGGGGGUGGUCUCAGAAGAAGCGCGGGUGGAAGCUGGUCCACGCGGGACUGAUGCUGGGUGCCCUGCUGCUGGCCGCCGUGGGCUUGCGCGCCGCCUUCGAGGUCCACCGCAGCCUGAACAUCCCAUCCAUGUACUCCCUCCACAGCUGGGUGGGAAUGGCCGCCGUGGUGACCUUUGCGUGCCAGUGGUUCCUGGCCCUGGUCGGGUUCUUGCUGCCGUGUUCCGCGCCGCGGCUGGGCCCCGCCCUGAAGGGGAUCCACAUGUGGACGGGGAAAGCGGUGCUGCUCCUCACCCUGGCCGCUUGCGUCAGCGGAAUCAACGAACAGCUCUUCUUCGCGCUCAACGGUGCGUCAGGAGUCGCUUACAGCUCCCUGCCUCCGGAGGCGCUGUUCGCCAACACGCUGGGCAUCCUGACCGUGGCCUUCGGUGUCCUGGUGUUCGGGAUCCUGUCCAAAGCCGACUGGGGGCGUCCUGAGGCCAACUCCGAAACCAUUCCGAUUUUGCUCAGAGAGGGAAGCCGUUAAGGAAGUACCCCAGCAACAGAAUGUGAUAGAAAGCAUAUUAACUUUUAUCAUAUUCAAACUAUGAUAAUCAAACUACCAUAAUCACGCAGUUAUAACUGAUUUAUUACACUUUAUGAAUCAUCAA
Syngnathoides biaculeatus (alligator pipefish) is the source of this 1870-nucleotide messenger RNA. RefSeq names its product lysosomal membrane ascorbate-dependent ferrireductase CYB561A3-like. Gene Ontology annotation, molecular function: oxidoreductase activity. Gene Ontology annotation, cellular component: lysosomal membrane. The record is from RefSeq and is a predicted model, not a curated record. Lineage: Eukaryota; Metazoa; Chordata; Actinopteri; Syngnathiformes; Syngnathidae. The coding region runs from base 1012 to 1746 and encodes 244 amino acids. The transcript is spliced from 6 exons.